Eimeria mitis is the source of this 741-nucleotide messenger RNA. RefSeq lists its product as uncharacterized. Bases 1 to 741 code for a protein of 246 amino acids. The record is from RefSeq and is a predicted model, not a curated record. Lineage: Eukaryota; Apicomplexa; Conoidasida; Eucoccidiorida; Eimeriidae. The transcript is spliced from 2 exons.
AUGCCUCCUAAGAAACUCGACCCGCUUAGCUGCAGCAGCAGCAGCAGCAGCAGCAGCAGCAGCAGCAGGAGCAACAGCAGCAGCAACGUCGUUCAUUUCACCAGCAGCAAUAGUGUCAUCAUCAGCAGCAGUAGCAGCAGCAGCUCUAGCAGCAACAACAGCAGCAGUAGCAACAGCAGCAGCAGCAGCAACAACAGCAGCUGCAGUAACAGCAGAAACAGCAGCUGCAGCAGCAUCAGCAGCAGCAGCAGCAGCAUCAGCAACAGCAGCAGCAGCAGCAGCAACAGCAGCAGCAGCAGCAGCAGCAGUCUUACAUGCCAGAGUCUAACAGCUGACUCAGCGACAGACGGAGAAGACCAGAGAAUGUUGGGGGGCAGCCGCGGCAGCUCUAAGAGGCCGCUGGAUUUGCUGCUGCUCCCCCAAAUGCCUCCUAAGAAACUCGACCCGCUUAGCUGCAGCAGCAGCAGCAGCAGCAGCAGCAGCAGCAGCAGCAGCAGCAGCAGGAGCAACAGCAGCAGCAACGUCGUUCAUAUCACCGGCAGCAAUAGUGUCAUCAUCAGCAGCAGUAGCAGCAGCAGCUCUAGCAGCAACAACAGCAGCAGUAACAGCAGCAACAGCAGCAGCAGUAACAGCAGCACCAUCAGCAACAGCAGCAGCAGCAGCAGCAGCAGCAACAGCAGCAGCAGCAGCAGCAGCAGUCUUACAUGCCAGAGUCUAACAGCUGACUCAGCGACAGAGUAA